Molecule: messenger RNA, 1073 nt
Organism: Aphanomyces astaci
Lineage: Eukaryota; Oomycota; Saprolegniomycetes; Saprolegniales; Verrucalvaceae
Exons: 2
Coding region: 37-978 (313 amino acids)
Cellular component (GO): nucleus
Molecular function (GO): DNA binding
Source: RefSeq, a predicted model, not a curated record
GAAUCAUCAUCCCAACUCCACCACAGACUUUGAGAGAUGGGAAAGAAGAAGAGGCGGGAUGAUGGUGUGGAGGAGACCAAGAUCGCGCGCAUCUACUGCUACUACUGCGAGCGUGUGUUCGACGACGAGAAGGUGCUGAUCAUGCACCAGAAAGCGCGGCAUUUCAAAUGCAAUUACUGCAACAAGAAGCUCUCGACGGCCAGCGGCAUGGUCGUGCACAUUGCCCAAGUGCACCACGAGACGAUUCUUCAUGUUCCGAAUGCCAAACCCGGGAAAGAUUCCGUGGAGGUCGAAGUCUACGGCAUGGAAGGCGUGCCGGGAUACAGCUCCACCAAGACGCCCGCGACCACCAACAUCAUCGACGACCCUGUCAAGCGCAUGCGGGUUGAAGGCGGCCUGAUGCCUCCGCCUCCACCCAUGGUCAUGCAACCACAGCAGAUGAUGCAUACCCCUCCUCCUCGACCUCCUCCCAUGAUGUUUCCCCCACGACCUCCCAUGAUGCACAUGCCUCGUCCUCCAGGAUACCCGCCGUUUGCGGGUGCAGGUCCCGGCGGCGUCGGUCCGCCUCCAAUGCUGCGUCCGCCGCCGCCGCCCCGCGUCCUUCGACCUCCGUUUCCGGCCAUGGGUGGGCCUCCGCCGCGUCCGGGCUUCCUUCCCUCAGGCCCUCCACCGAUGGUUCCAUUCCCACCUGGCAUGCGACCGCCGCCCAUGAUUCCGUUUCCUCCCGGCAUGACCCCGCCGCCGCGCCCCCCUCCUCAUGCACUUCCGACGCCGCCUCUUCCCAGUCCUCCUCAACCUCCAUCCCCCGAGCAUGUCGAGCCGCUUCCGUCCCCUUCGCAUGACUCGCUCGACCUGCCGCUUCCAUUCACCCUGGCGCCACCCCAGCCGGGCAUAAUCCUCAUCUACCCCGAAGAUGACGUUUCCAUGGAAGAGAAGCGCGCGCAUUUGCCCAAGUACCGACCUAUCCCACAGAAAUAACACCUAUUUCUCGUUGCUAAGCAACUCUCGAUAUGUAUAUUCAACCCCCGAUAGUACUACUAGUAGUACCCUUCACAAGACAAACUACCUACGGA